Molecule: messenger RNA, 3727 nt
Organism: Leptonychotes weddellii (Weddell seal)
Lineage: Eukaryota; Metazoa; Chordata; Mammalia; Carnivora; Phocidae
Source: RefSeq, a predicted model, not a curated record
AUGCUGAUUACUUGGGAGACCCGCUACAUGCUUUUACUGUGGCUCUCUGUGACCUGCCUGAUCCCUUUUGAUUUUUCACGCCUUGACGGGAACCUCCUCACUCAACCUGGGCAAAUGCGAAUGUCUGUAAUGGACCGUAUUCUCCAAAUAGCAGAGGCCUACUUGGUUGUCAGUGACAAGGCCCGAGAUGCCGCUGCUGUCCUUGUGUCCAAGUUUGUCACACGGCCUGAUGUCAAGCAGAAGAAGAUGGCAGGUUUCCUGGACUGGAGCCUGCACACCUUGGCCCGCUCCUCCUUCCAGACCAUCGAGGGGGUCAUUGCCAUGGAUGGCAUGCUACAGUCCCUGAGUGCAGUUUGGCAGAUCACAGAAGAUCCUUCCCACCAAUCUGAGCCGAAUAUGCUGUUGUUUGCAGCUUCCACCGUUCUCGAGUGCCUAGAGGGCUGCAGGCUCCCCGACAGCAACCAGACCCUGCUCCGCAAACUUGGGGUGAAGCUCGUGCAGCGGCUGGGACUGACGUUCCUGAAGCCCAGGGUAGCGAAGUGGAGGUAUCAGCGUGGCUGCCGCUCGUUGGCUGCCAACCUGCAGCGCUGCGCCCAGAGUCAGAAAGAGUUGAUGGUGCACGUGGAGACUCCCGACAGCGACGGAGACUAUGACAUCCCCGAGGAGGUGGAGAGCGUGAUAGAGCGGCUGCUGGUCGGGCUGAAGGACCAGGACACGAUUGUGCGGUGGUCUGCGGCCAAAGGAAUUGGUAGGAUGGCUGCAAGGCUUCCCAAAGAGCUGGCGGAUGACGUGGUUGGGUCUAUGUUGGAUUGUUUCAGUUUUCAGGAGACGGACAAUGCCUGGCAUGGUGGCUGUCUGGCGCUGGCGGAACUGGGCAGAAGAGGCCUGUUGCUCCCUUCCCGACUCAAGGAUGUUGUCCCUGUGAUCCUGAAGGCGCUGACCUAUGAGGAGAAGCGGGGUUCCUGCAGCGUGGGCACCAACGUUAGAGACGCCGCCUGCUACGUGUGCUGGGCCUUUGCGCGUGCCUACGAGCCCCAGGAGCUGCAGCCCUUCGUGGCCGCCAUUUCCAGCGCUCUGGUGAUUGCCACAGUGUUUGACCGAAACAUAAACUGCAGGAGAGCAGCCUCUGCUGCUUUCCAGGAGAAUGUGGGAAGACAGGGCACUUUCCCUCACGGAAUCGAUAUUUUGACUGCAGCGGACUACUUUGCUGUUGGCAACAGAGCUAACUGUUUCCUGGUUAUAAGCACGUUUAUUGCCGGCUUUCCUGAGUACACACAGCCAAUGAUAGACCACCUGGUGACCAUGAAGAUCAACCACUGGGAUGGAGUCAUCAGGGAGCUGUCUGCGAAGGCUCUGCAUAACCUGGCCCAGCGAGCUCCUGAGUACAGCGCCGCUCACGUUCUCCCACGUCUGCUGUCGAUGACGCAGAGUCUGGACCUGCACACGCGGCAUGGAGCUGUGCUUGCCUGUGCGGAGGUCGCCCGUGGCCUGUACAGACUCUCAGUACAAGAGGACAGGCCCGUCGCAGACUACCUGGAUGAAGCGGCAGUGCAGGGCCUGAAGCAGAUUCACCAGCAGCUUUAUGAUCGUCAGUUAUACAGGGGUCUCGGAGGAGAACUCAUGAGACAAGCAGUGUGCAUUUUAAUAGAAAACUUGUCCCUUUCCAAGAUGCCUUUUAGAGGUGACGUCGUAAUCGAUGGUUGGCAGUGGGUGAUAAAUGACACACUGAGAAAUCUCCAUCUUAUUUCAAGUCAUUCUAGACAACAGAUCAAGGAAGCGGCUGUCUUGGCCCUGGCUGCUCUCUGCAGCGAGUACUACACCCUGGAGACCGGGGAGGCGGAUCCCGCCAGGCAGGAGGAGCUGAUACGGCAGUAUCUCGCUGACCUGCAGAGCCCGGAGGAGACGGCUCGCUGUGGCUUCUCUCUGGCCCUGGGCGCCCUCCCGCGCUUCCUCCUGAAAGGCAGGCUGCAGCAGGUGCUGGCAGGCCUGGGAGCCGUGACUGUCAUUCGUCCUGAGAACGUGAGCUUUGCCGAGUCCAGGCGGGACGCUCUGAAGGCGAUCUCAAGGUGCGUCUCCUCCGGGCUGUUCCCCCAGUCCUUGCUCUCCCGGGCGCCAGCGACCGACAGCCCCACACCUGAGCUCAGUGCUUCACCGGCCAGGCUCCUGUGGGCCGGGGCCUCCGUCUGUCUGUCGGUGGAAGGGCCAGUGCCUGGCCUGCAGGACCGGCCGGCCUUGCUGGUGCGGGGCGGGUCUGUGGUCCCUGCUGCCCAGCUGUGUCCCCGGUCUGAAGUGCGGCUUUCACCCUGGUUCGGCCAGUCAUGGGUCCGUGAGGCCGCCAUGACCAGUCUGAUGGACCUGACGCUCCUGCUGGGGAGGAAGCAGCCAGAGCUGAUCGAGGCCAGUGUCUGUCAGCAAGUCAUGUGUCAUGUGGCCCAGCAGGCGAGUGAGAAGAUUGACCGGAUCCGCGCGCACGCCGCCCGCGUCUUCAUGGCUCUGCUGCACUCUCACGGCUCUCCCGUCCCACACGUGCCCCACCGAGGAGAGCUGGAAAAGCUCUUCCCCAGAUCCGACAUGGCCUCCGUGAACUGGAAUGCGCCGUCUCAGGCCUUCCCUCGCAUCACCCAGCUCCUGGGGCUGCCCACCUACCGCUACCAUGUCCUGCUGGGGCUGGCCGUGUCCGUGGGCGGCUUGACCGAGUCGACGGUCAGGUACUCAACACAGAGCCUCUUUGAGUACAUGAAGGGGAUUCAGAAUGACCCACAGGCUCUGGAGGGCUUCGGGGGGACCCUCCUGCAGGUCUUUGAGGACAACCUUCUGAAUGACAGGGUGUCUGUGCCGCUGCUGAAGACGCUGGACCAGAUGCUCGCCAAUGGGUGCUUCAACCUCUUCACCGCGGAGCAGGACCACCCCUUCAGUGUGAAGCUGCUCGCGCUUUGUAAGGAGGAAAUCAAAAAGUCCAAGGACGUGCAGAAACUGCGGUCUAGCGUCGCUGUGUUCUGUGGGAUGGUGCAGUUCCCGGGCGACGUGAGGAGGAAGGUGCUCCUGCAGCUGAGCCUUCUGCUCUGCCACCAGUUCCCCGUGAUCCGGAAGACCACGGCUAGCCAGGUGUACGAGAUGCUGCUCACCUACGGUGACAUCAUGAGUGAGGACGUCCUUGAUGAGGUCAUGACUGUGCUGGGCACCACGGCCUGGGACGCGGAGCUCCCGCUCGUGAGAGGCCAGCGGAACCGCCUGUGUGACCUCCUUGGCGUGCCCAGACCUCAGCUGGUCCCCAAGGUAACCGCAUGGCCCUCGGCCCUGUGAGACCCGGGGGCCCUUCCCACGCGAGCCACCAUUCUGAGCUUGAGUCUGGAACAUUCUGGGUUGUACUGACCGGCUGGUGUGUUUCCCCACCCCGCCAGCCCCUCGUGUGCUUUGCCGGCUCCUCCUCAAAGGCUCCCGCCUGCCUUGUCCCCACCAGGCCCGUGUCAGGUGUGUCCUGUGGGCACGACAUCCAGGACAGGCCCUCUGCCUGGCAGGUGGCUGUCCUGUGCUGCCAGCCCUCAGCGGAGUUGGCAGCGACCGAGCUCGCUCCUCUCACAUGAGGUCCUCAGUGCCGCUGUCUGGUUUCCACCAUCACCAUCUCCCCGGACACCCAUCCUCUCCGGGGACUUUGUCACCCCCAGAGUCUCCAGGGCUGCCCAGUGAGGUGUUAGUCUUUUCCACGGCGUUGGUGUGUGCACAGCAG